This is a messenger RNA of Vollenhovia emeryi, 10289 nucleotides long. It is a transcript of the gene Bicra, whose product is annotated as mucin-17. The coding region runs from base 687 to 7757 and encodes 2356 amino acids. The record is from RefSeq and is a predicted model, not a curated record. The transcript has 15 exons. Gene Ontology annotation, cellular component: SWI/SNF complex. Lineage: Eukaryota; Metazoa; Arthropoda; Insecta; Hymenoptera; Formicidae. Gene Ontology annotation, biological process: positive regulation of DNA-templated transcription.
CGCGUGCGCAGCGACCCCAGGAGCACCCUCGUCGAGAGACAACGACCGCCCCGACGGACGUGCCGCGAGCAGAGGCGUAAUGUUGUGACACCACUCACGACACCCGACAAGUAUUCAAGAAUGUCUGCGAGCUACUUCCUGGACCUGGGAUAGCGUGUAAACACGAGAGAACCGUUGCUCGCAGCGCACGACUCGCCGUUCCCCCGCGUGUAUCCCGAGCGUGUUGUCAUGGACGUGGCGUCGCCGCGUUUAUAAAUGGAUAAAAUCCCGCGGCAGACGCGCCUUAAGUAUAAGUCGGGAUAUACCUACGAUGCGAUUGCGCAGCUGUUUUUUAAUGGGUAAGGUAGUUCGCGAGGGGACUACUCUCUGUACGCCGCGACGCGAUGCCUCUAACGGCUCUAACGGCCACGAAUGGUUAGCGCUGCCACGCGAGCUUUAAAGGCGCGACGUUAACGAUACGCGUGGAGACACGCGCCCCGAGGAAUCGGCACUGGUGCCCCGCCUCAGCUUCGCGAGGAACACGAAAUUGUAUGCAUGACAGGAACGGGAGACGUUGGCCGCAGACGUGUUGAGUGGCGCCGAAACGCAAAUAUCGCUCGCCGCAACUGCUAAACAAUUUUGGAAAGAACAAAAUAAGCUGAAACGGUGGCUAGACGCUGCCCAUAGUAAGGAGGGGCUGCGUGGGUAUGCAGCAGCCUCAGUCACGCCCUCUUCUUGGGGACUCAGUAUCCUCUACAACUUCCCCGAAUGCGCGUAAUAAUCCAGUUACCGUUUUGACCCCACAACAAUUGCAGCAAUUACAACAGUUACAAGCCCAGAAUAGCAGUGGCCAGUCGCUAACGUUCGCUUUGCAACAGACAUCAAACAAUCCACAAGAGCCAGGAAAUGGGUCGGCAACUGGAAAUCACAUAGUCUACGUAAAUCAGUUGAACCAAUUGAAUCAGAGUACUAUAAACCCCUCGGGGACUGGUAUGGGCCUACCCCCGGCCACCCCCACUUUUGGGGUGGGCCUUAAUAUGGGAUUGCCACUAUCACUUCUAAAUACCAGUCUUACAUCUCUCACAUCCAAUGUUAUCACCACAUCGAAUCCUCUGCUGAAUUUGGGCUUGCCGAGUAUAAGCACAGGGCUAACCACGAUUAAUCCUAACCUGAAUCACCUGAAUGCUAUCAAUUCCAAUCUAACGUCCAACAUUGGUUCAAACAACAUCAACAGCAGUUUGUCCAAUUUGGGACAAGAUUUGAAUAGCAUUAACGCGGGGGUUAACACCGGGAUAAACAGGCUCAGUACGAUAAAUUCUACGAAUAUUAAUUCUGGGCUGUCUGGAGUAAGCGCUGGACUGACCGGGCCAAAUUUGACGAGUCUAAACUCAUCGAGCGUGAAUCAGAAUCUUACUACGCUGAAUACCAACUUGACCGUCGCGAAUUCCGGCGUGUCCGGUUUAUCGGUUAAUCCGAAUACGAAUUUGGCUACCGCUAGCAUAAAUUCUGGUGUGAAUCAAGGUCUUAAUCGAUCUGCAAAUGCCCUGGCCGCAACUGGUUUGACGCCAACUAGUUUGAAUUCCAGCAGUGCACAGUUUCCAUUCCAAACGAUACAGAGCAUUCAGAAUAUCGCACCACACAUCGUCGCAUCGUCUAAUAUAGCACAUGUACCAAACUCUGCUAUAUCGCAACAUCCUAAUUCGAACAUCUCACAAAUCUCUAACUCCGGAACUCUGAGUUCCAGUUCCAGCAUAUUCACGAGCACUCCGAGCGAAUCGAUUCAUGCAACCACUGCAAAUGUGAAUCACGCUUCGAACGUGAAUCUCACUACGAACAUACCGCACCUUGGUACAAUGCACUCUAAUUUAUCAAAUAUAUCGACGUCAAAUGUGCAACAUAUAUCCGCGCCCAAUGAACCGACCAUGUCAUUGAGUCAUGUUUCUUCUUUAAGUUCCUCCCAGUCGACUGGAUUUCAACCACAGCGACAGUAUUCACAGGGGAUAAGCCCCGGGUUAAGUGCGUCAGUAGCAUUGACAGGCACAACACAACCGUCGAAUGUGGUCAGUACUAUGAAUACUGUUAAGUCUAUGCAAAAUAUCCAAGGUCAGAACAUUAGUUCGCCGGGCAGUCCGUUUUCAAUACCCUUGAAAAGUCCAGCGUCUAAUAUAGCACCGCCUACGCCGAGUCCUAGCCCUAAUCGAGUUAUACUUAGAAGUCCGGCUUCGAACUCGAUACAGUCCAAUCGGAAUAGUCCAAGCCCGGUCAGCACGUCGACUUCGAACAGUAACUUUAACAUGCAGAUGCAAAGCCCCAUGCAGAGCCCGAUGAGUGUUAGCCAAAUACAGAGCCCUGUACUUAGCCCGUAUCCCCCUGCAAAAAGCCCUCAUCUAUUAAGCGGGAAUAGUUCUCUCAACAAUAGAAGCCCAGCACCUGGCGGUAGCCCUGGUCCACCUGUGGUUAGGCCUAAUACACCCAUAUUGCAGCAAGGAAUGCAGGUGUUACAAAUAAUUCAUGGUACACCACAGGGUUAUCAAUCUACCCCAACCCAGCUGGUGACCAGGACCCAAUUAUUUGGAAAUCAACAGAUACAAAUAGCGGCGAAUAAGCCCACCAAACAACCGCCGCAAAUUUUGCCGAAACCACCAAAUCAGCAGACUAAUACGUCUCAACAAAAGUCGCAGAGAGUUACCACUACAAUUACAAAUCAGGUAACGCAGCAGAGUCAGCCGCAAAUUGUUCUCGCUGGGCCACAACCAAGUCCAACUACAGCAACAAUGAUCCCAACAGCGCAGGGGUUACUACUGAAUCAGGUAUUGCCCUCUACUGGACCUGUCAUUGUACAGCAGCAGCCAGGAGGCGUUCAACUCAUACUAAGGACGCCAGCAGGCGCGCAGCAACAAACGCAUACUGCACAGUUGACAACACAGCAACAAUUGGUGAGGGUUGUCACAGCACAAGGUAUGCAGCUGCAGGGGAUUGCGCCCACAUUCUUUGCCGUACCCAAUGGAUUUCCUCCAGCUGCUUCUCCAGUAAUAAGGCAUACUCCAUCUAGUCCUGCACCAUCUAACUCAGGAACUAGCAAUCCCAUCGUCAUUCAGAAUGCUAUGGUACAAAGUCCUCAGUCGCAAAUCUCCCAAGUCACAUCUGGUAACACUACUACUGGCAAUGCUUCGUGCCCGCAACCUGUCUCGGAACAAAGUCUACUGCCGCCUCCUAAGAAAAAGGCGAAAAAGAAGAAGAAAGCCAAACGGAAAGAUGAUGUACCGAAGUUAGAUCUCGCCCGUAUCAUAAAAAUAUCGGGCAUCGUCGACGACGAUGAUAUUUUUGAUUCUGAGCUGACAACUGAAACCGAAGUUCCUUGCCAGACGCAACAAAGCGAAACUAAUUCCGGGCAAUCCUUAGGCCAACUUUCGCAAGGAACAGUUCCUGCUAGCUCUACUCUAACUCAAGUACCUGCAACGAACACAACGAACACGCAAGCUCCUGUGUCGCAACCACUCAACAAUCAGCUUGUCACCCAACUCCAGAUGCCCGUACAAAAUACGCUAACGGGACAAUUUCGUAUAUCAAUUGGAGAAGACGGGAAACAACUUAUUUUACAACAUACCCCCGAACCCAAUCAACCCGAAUUAGAUUCAGCGACUGCGCAAGCUUUGAUACGAUCUCUGACUCAAGGUAGCGGGCAAAAUGCGCAGAUUAUCUCGCAGUUUUUCAAUCAAACGCAAAGUACGCCACAGUCCACUCAAAGUACCCCAACCCAGCAGAGACAAAAAUACGUCAAAUCUCCUUUAUCGACUGGAAAUCAAGCUUCAACCAAUACUAUAAGUUCUACAUGCUCGCAAAAUGUCAUUUGCACCACUAGUCCGCAUCAUAGCCAGAUAUGUUCAAAGCCGAUUAAUCAGCAGAAAAAUACGAUCAUUCCUCACGAGACGAAUACGCUACCUAAUAUCUGCGCUCAAAGUAACCUUGGAUCUUUACAAGAGACACAAACGUCUAAGAACGUCAAUGUACAAAAACGGAUGCAAGGCAAAAAUGUUCAAUCUGCAUUGUCACAAACAAGCAAUAAUACUCCUCUGAAUGCUCCGGAUGUUCUAUCGACAAAGCCCUCGCCUAUGUUUGGCAUUCAGGGUCCUCGAAUGCCUAACGUAAGUCAAACGAGUUCCAAUCAACAGAAUUCCAAUCUUUCUCUACAAAAGUCUAGUCAGGUACGACUCAUGAACGCUUGUAUAACAAAUAUACGGCAAAAUUUGGGCAAGCAGUCACAGCAGCAGCAACAGCAACACAGCGCUCAUGUGCAAAAAUCAUUAUCCGGCAGCUCGAUAGCACAAAACGAUCACAUGUCUAAGACUAACCAGAGUCUUCAGCAAACGAGUCAAGAGACUCUCACGUUGCAGCAAGAAUCGCCGUUGUUUCAACAUAACCAACAGAUCACUGCGCAAACCGUACAAACUCAAAACGUGCAACAAAUAUUUGAACAAAACUUGCAGAGCUCAAACAUUCAUCAUAAUUCCAUGAAUAUAUUGCAACAACAAAGUUCUUGCAACACUAUGCAACAACACGAUACUAUGAACGUUUUACACUCGAGUAUUCAACAAAACACGAUUAACGUACUGCAACAAAAUACAGCUGGCAAUGUGCAGAAUAUAGAACAAAAUUUGCAGUCGGGUAUCAAGGAUAUAGCUCACGCGCAACAGAACGUCAUGACUAGUUUGCAACAACAAAAUACGUCUGCUGUUUUACACAACACGAGUGUCCAGCAAAAUGUGAAUGUUCAGCAACAGAAGGUAGUAACGGCAAACACCUACUCUUCCAUUAAUCACUUCGAGUCUCAAAACUCCGCUAACGUCGUGCAGCAAGGAAUCAAUACGCAACAAAGUAACCCGAAUCAGAAUAUAUUGAUUACGACCACUCCUACUUCCACUGCUACCCAACAGAAUGAAUCUCAAAAUGUCGAGUCCCAAGGUGCAAAUAUUUUGAAUUCGGCGAACAAUAUACUGAAGAGCACGGCUACAAUCUCGCCCGAAAUUUUUAACGCGUUGAGAAACUUAAAUCCUAACGAACAGCUGCUAAUUGCGACGAACAAUGGUCAGAUGCAAGUGAUCAGUCAGCAACUCUUGCAACAACUUUUAGCUGGACAGUUGAAUGUAACAAAUCAGCCAAAUCAGAAUCAAAAUCCAACGCAGAAGAUAGUGAUUGGCGAGUCGGAUGCAAACAGUCAGAACCUGCAAGGGGUUCAGAUCAACACUCCAACGAGCCAGAUAAUCGUCAACAGUUCUGGUGGAGCGCCAACAAUCCAAAAUAAUAUUCAGAACAUCGUGGUACAAGCUGCACCACCCCAGAUGCCGCAGCAUAUACAAAUUCAAAAUUCCGGCUUUCCUAGUUCAUUUAUUGACAACCUAAAUCAACAACAAAUGAGGAACUUGGGCAACCCACCAAAGAAGGCGAAAAUCGUGAAAAAGACAAAAGUUGCCGUCACUGCUCAAAGCAUUGUAAACUCACAGACGAAGACAGUAACCGUUACCCGACCAACGAUGGUUACGGCGAAUAUUUCCAAUUUACAAAAAGUUGACAAUUCUAAUAAAACAAGCACGACGGUAUCUCACAGUACAAAUCCUACUAAGAGUGAACCGACUCAAAUCAUUGCCAAUGGCCCUUUAAUGUCGUCUUCUGCUGGCAGUCAUGUAUCAGUUCCCUCAAAUGGUCAAAUGGUACAAAGAAUGGUACAAACUAUUCAGCUCCCUGUUCAAUUCCAGCCAUCGCUGAAAAACAUUCAGUCACAAAUCCAAGCUUUUUCGUCUCGAAAAUCUGGCACGCCGCAUGAUCAGGCCGCGUUGGCGAAAUUGUACCAGGAGCAAGCAAAGAUAUUGGCCAAUGGGAAAGUCGUUAGCACUACUACACAAUCUGUCAAUAGCACUGCCGAAACGACGUUCAAUGUAAACGUAGUUUGCACAGUUGGGUCGAAUGUACUUUCACAAAAUUCAUUCAAGAACCAGACAUCGGCGGCGCAAACGCAAACACAAACUUCCACCGCUGUUAUGCCAGUAACAUCUCAAACUCCAAGUUCAACCACAUCUGUAACAAUGCCGAGUAGCUCGAGUAGCAGUUACAUUAAUAACAUUACGGUGCCACAAAGUGUACAAGGGCAGCAAUCGAGUAUAUCGAGUACUGUGACACAGAGUAUGCACGCCAAACAGCAUAAGUUUUAUCAGAAUCAUGGGACUCAGAUAUUGAAUCCGUCCUCUGCGAACAUUCAAAUCUUCUCGCCGCCGAUUACAUCCGUAACAACCCCGCAGUUACAGAGCAACGCACAACAAUUGACCCAAGUGCAAACGCAGCAGCAAUCAGGCAUACAAUGUCAGCAACAAUCGACGCAGUGUCAGACGGACCCACUGGACUUCAAGCCGAACAUACAGACACCGAGUCCUGUGAAACAAGAACUCCCCUCCCCUAUCCAAGUUCAAGUUCAAAGCGGCUCGCCUGCGAAUCAAGUGACCUCGCCUAGAAUGAUAAGCAAAGGAACGCAGAGGAUUCAGAGUCCUGUAAAUACUAACGGAAAUGCUAUGAAGCAACUCGUGAGUCCUACCAGCAACGCCAAUCCUUUGAUAAGUCCGAGGCAAGGCGUAAAAAGGCGUGCGACCAGCCCGAUUUGUAGGCAGUCGAACCGCAGCGAAUUAGUGGAACAGCAACUACAAAUCGAUCAAAAUGGUGCAACCAAUCCAGAUAUGAAUACACCAUUUUCAGGCAAGCGGGAUGCUUGCAAACGUUUGGUACGGUAUCAUUGUUUAAAUGAGCAAGUACUAGGACCCAAGGAUCUGACAAAAGCGGACGAAAUAUUUGAAGAGACAGCGAAACAUCUGUUGAGCAAAUUCAACUCUAUGAUAAACAAAUACACGUAUCUUCUCCUAAUGGAAAGCAUGCGCGAAGUGAGGACGUCGGAAUUGAUGAUGAUUGAUAGGACUUUUGUGGCUGAAGAGCAAAGUAUUCUCAACAGGUUACGAGAACAACAGGCAAAAGUUGACGAAGAGGUUAAGAAGGAAGAAAAACCGUUGGUGCCAAAAGUUGAACCUGGCCUUGUGGAUGAGAACAAGUCAACCUUAACAGCAUCGUCGCCUUUGGUGAAUGUAUCUGUAAAACGCGAACUGGAGGAUGAUUUCCCAAACGACGAAAUAGAAUGCAAACCAACGUUUAAGACGGCGAGUAGUACCAGUAGUAACGAUUACGACGAGUGGCUGGAGAUCCAGAAAGCACUGGGUGUGUUUCCAUCUACUGCAGACACUUUGAAGUGUAAAAACGGCAAUAACAGUGGUGGUAGUAGUGCGUGUACUGUUACGAGAUCAUCGAAAAUUGAAAGAACACGAGCGAACGGCGAGUGUCUUCGUACAAAUGUUGCAAAUACUAGUUUGCCCGGUGUCUCGAACGCGAUUAUGAAAGACGAUUGCGAGCAGGAUGUAAAUACGCCCUUCGACAGGCGUUGGAGUAGUGCCACUGAUCUUGAACGGGAUUUGUCAGAGGAUACCGACUUGGAUGAAUUGGCUUUGCAUUCGCAGACGCAAUGUCCAAGCAGUACUGCCCAUGUAACGAGCAGCGAUAGCGGGAACGCCGGUAACGAGCAUGAUGAAAUCAACGCGCAAGUACAGUCCGCCAUUGACAGCAUCCUUAAUCUUAAGCAACGUCCUACGAAUACCCUAUCGGGCAGCGGUAGCGGUAGUUCGUCGCAGUCCGGCGACUCGAAAGACACUGCGCUGGACCAAGCAGUCCGCAGCAUCUUAGGCUCGUGACCCUCCUUUAGUAAAGUAUGUUAAGAAGUGAAAGUUGAUAGUUGAAUCAAGCUAAUUAUUCAUCUUAAGAGUUUAGAGCGGUUGUAAGUCGAUUUUUUCAUGGUUUUUGUGGAUAUCCUGGAAAUGUCUACCUAUCAUGAUAAACUGCGUUUUAGUAUUGUCGGGCAAAUUGUUUCCGAUAUCGGCAUAUCUUGAACCACACAUCUAUAUUAACUAAAUUAUUUGUAUAAAUCAUAUGUGACUUUAUUGUUUUAUUUAUACGUCAUUCAGCAAGCUGGAUCGCCCGUACAUGUUUCACUGAGCAUUUUGAUUUAUCAAAUAUUCUGUUCUACAAUGGCAAUAAUUAUUCAUAAUAUACAAACAUGUAUACUUUCCAGUAGUCUAGCUGUAAUAAAGCCACCGCGUAAAUCUAAUUCUAGCAGCUGUAAAUGUGAAUAGAUUUAGAUAGAUAACUCGCUCAGAUUUUUCAAUAUGCCACUUUGUAAUGUAAUUUUGUAAAAAGUAAUUAUUUAAAGCAACUUAUUCCACUUCAUCUCUAGUACUUGUAGGAGAAUCUUCUUGAUACUUAAAAAAUUGGGUCGGUGAAUAUUGUACAUACGUUUUUAAGGCAUAUUAUUAAUAUUAUUACGACUAUUAUUUGUAUUAUUGUUAUUGAGAUUUAUUCUCAGAAUUAUUAUUAUACUAUCGUCUUUAUGAUUAAUAUCAUCCUUGGUAUCGACACUGGACAUAUGAAAAAAAGCCAAGAGAAAGUAAUAGCGUGAUAUACUGAUAAGUGAAAGUAUGAGAAUACAGAUCAUGGAAUGUAAAUUAAUACAAGGCGAUCUGUUAUUGGCGAUACAAUCAAACAGGUAAUGAUCUCGUAUGAAAAGAUGAGUGAAAUUUUCUCUCACUCAAGACUUUAUAUUCUCAGAAAUAGUUUUCCGUAUAAAAGUUCUCUUGUACAAAAAUUAUAGGAUAACAGUAAUCGUCUUUGUAGAUUUAUUCUCCCUAAAUUGAUUGUUUUAUCGAUAACAGAUCAUUUUGUACAAGAAGAAAAAAGGAAAUAACAUUUACACAUGUUAUUUUGAAUUUAUUUCUGUGUGGGCUUACAAUUAGUGUUAAAACGCAAAAUCAUGGAGACAAAUGUUUUUAAAUAAUGUAUAGGAUUUUACGACUUUCCUUUUUUUAGCAUCACAUAUGGAUUCACGCUAGGUAUGUGGGUAAUCGAUGCAUGUGUCGGAGAGUGCAUGUGUGGAAAAAGGAUAAUCACAUAAUAACCGCUGGAUCAAUCUGAGAAUGAUUCUGUAAUUAUUGAAAUUGAUCGGUAUACAUUCCUAUGGUCAAAGCAUGAUUUUAUUUUUAAUUUUAUGCAAAAUAUUCUACUUAAAAUUGAUAAGAAAGAAACAAUCGCGAAUUUCUUUCUUGCUUCUAAUAUACGCUGACGCUGACGCUGACGAGUGCAGCGAUGACGAAAUGAUGAUACCAUCGCUCGCGAGAUGGAAGGAUUUUUAUUAUGUGAUCUCGAUCGUGUAUUCUUUUUCUACAUGUACGAAUUUAAAACGACUCUCUGGAGACGGCGGAAACGAUGCGUUUUCUGGCAAAAGCAAUCCAAGACUGACGUAUAUACAGAAAAAAAAGCAAGCAAAACUAUGUAAUGUAUUACAAUAAGGAGUAAUAAUCGUUUGUACAUACAUAAUGUUCAAUUACACUCUCGACGGCAAUCGCGACUUAAUGAAUUCCUCACGGAUUUCGGAGUUCGGUACACAUUCAAGUUCUUUCGAUCCCAAAUAAAUUACCGACAUUUCACGAGUAUGUAUGUACAUGAUCCUACGUCCCCGUCUGCUGAUUUUGGAUCGCGCGUUUCGCGGAGUUUGUAAUUUAUCGCGCGAUCAAAACAACGAGGUGUAACGAUACAACCGCUGACGAGAGUGAAGACAAAUGGUACCGUGAUAAUAUAUUAUAAAUAUAAUUUAAAGAAUCAUCUUAUUUUUCAGUCGUUUAUCAGUAUACCCAGGAAAAAAAAUCAUUAUUUGUAACAUAGCUAUAUAUGUCGCAGAAUUAUACAAUCUUGUAUACAAUCCAACUUGAUUUCUUUUACGAUGUGCUACUUGAAAUUAUUUUUACGUAAUGUAGACGAGCAGCAGGAUGGAAUCGUAACGAGAUUCGGCGCGAGCGUAACGUAUAAAGUAGGGCUCCCCAAUCUUUUUCCUCGAGAGGGCCACAUUCAGAUCGUUGUAUUGAAACUAAUGAGUUCCACUUGUUAAAAUUAUCAAUGUCUUUAUCUUUUAAUUAUUUUAUAUUAUAACAGUCUGACGUGGCGACCAGCAGCGGCGACGGAACCGUGAAACCAAAAACGCAAUAUAUAUAUAUUAUUUUAUUUUAUAAAUUUCACGGGGGUCACAGAUUGGGGAUCUCUAGUCUGAGAUGUGCGCGAACGAGGGUGAUCGGGUGAUGAGUCCUGUGCGUUUUGUAUCUUGCAGAAGGAAGACGUUACGGGAAUUGUACAUUGCGUGAAAUUUUUCUAAGCCGAUAAAAAGUUCCGUGCACCAUGUA